Molecule: messenger RNA, 1402 nt
Organism: Drosophila virilis
Lineage: Eukaryota; Metazoa; Arthropoda; Insecta; Diptera; Drosophilidae
Product: lactosylceramide 4-alpha-galactosyltransferase
Biological process (GO): glycosphingolipid biosynthetic process
Molecular function (GO): alpha-1,4-N-acetylgalactosaminyltransferase activity
Source: RefSeq, a predicted model, not a curated record
CUUUAGCAAUAGUUUCUAUUCAACGUCUUUUAAAUUGACGCAGCUGAGUAAACUUGAUCGUUACGAUCGUAAUACUGAAAAAAAAUGCUGGGCACAGUAAAGAUUAGCUUAGUAAGUGGCAUAAGUAGAGCUGGGCCGGAUCAACAUGUUCGUAACUCAAAAGAAGCUGCUGAUGGAUUUUCAGAACCAAAGACCACGUCUGAUACUACCCAUCCUGGUCGUUAGUGUGGUAGUGCUUCUUAUAAUAUACACAACACAGGACAUGUCGACGCUUUUUUAUCGUAAUUGCGAAACCAAGGAACGGUCAACUGCAUACAACGUAGGAAUACUAUUAAAUAAGUUUUUCGUAGAAGAUGUUCUACUUUCGAGCUCAAGACCUCCGCCAGGUCGCACUAUAUUCUUCCACGAGACCACAUGUUAUCAUCAAGUUUCGCAGUUCAAUGUAAUGAAUCUGACGGCAAGACAAGCCUGUGCCAUCGAAUCCGCCGGCUUGAAUAAUCCAAAUUUCCAAGUGUUUGUAUUAUUUUCCUGUCCAACAUACCGUCCUCUGUCCGGUGGCCAAAAGCUCCUCAUCGAUGCAAUUGAGAUCUAUAAAAAUGUGCGGUUUCGUCAUUUGAACAUAAGGAAUUAUGCGAGCGACACUCCUGUUGAGGAUUGGAUUAAGAAAGGUGAUCUGCUUAACUCGAGCUUUCCGAUGCAGCAUACAGCCGACUUACUCCGUUUGAUAAGCCUAUACCGCUUUGGUGGCAUCUACCUGGACAUGGACGUGGUAGUGCUGCGAAGCUUGGAAAACGAGCCACUUAACUAUGUGGGUGCUCAUGACAAUAUCACUUUGGGCAAUGCUGUCAUCGGUCUAGAACCCACUGGCAAGGGCCAUGAGAUUGCAGAAUUAUUUUUGCGGGAUUACGAAAAAAAUUAUAAUGGAAAGGAGUAUGUACAAAAUGGACCAGCUCUUGUGACACGCGUUGUAAAAAAGCUUUGUGGCGACAACAUCGUUAAACUAAUUGAAGAAGGUCGGACAAGUUGCCAGGGGUUAAAAGUAUUCAACUCUACCGCUUUCUAUCCAUUCGGCUGGCCCCAGUGGAUGCAUUUUACUGAGCCGAAAUACCUGAAGGAAACAAUGACAAUUACCAAAGAUUCUUAUUUAAUACAUUUAUGGAACAAGGCUUCCUAUAGAGGCUUGAUCAGAGUCGGCUCUAACACGGCACUUGGGAUAUAUGCGAAAAGGCACUGUCCAAGGGUCUAUGCGGCAGCUGGUGAUUAUUUCUAAAUCUGCAGUACUUUAAGAUAAUUAUACUCAAUGAAUAUUGAAAAUUGUGCUCUUAAAAUGUAAAUAGUUAAUCAAAAAUUAUAUAAAUUAAAAAUAACUGGGUCAACUUUUUAUCUAAGAGAGUUAAAUUAA